AUGGUGUCUACUCAGUUUCAGGCUCGGGUCAAAUUGAUUAAUUAUACUCCUAGCGGAGUUCUUGAUUUCAAAACUCUGCAUGAUGUGUUUGGUGGACAUGUUUCCCCUGUCUCCGUCUCCAAGUUGCUCCCUAAAGUCUUUGGGUGUAUUGUCUAUGUUCAUGUCUACUCUCAUCAAUGGAGUAAACUUGAUCCUUAUACUGCUCUCAGGAAAGAAACGACCGGUCGCACUGAAGCAAGUGACCAGUCGCCACAUCUGAAGAUGAAAAAUGUGGUCUUUGUGAAGAAACGACCUAUCGCCCUUUGGAACUCAACAGGUAGCCCAUACCUGGAGAUGAAGCAGGUGCUCUCGGUGUCGAAAUGA
Molecule: messenger RNA, 363 nt
Organism: Prunus armeniaca (apricot)
Lineage: Eukaryota; Viridiplantae; Streptophyta; Magnoliopsida; Rosales; Rosaceae
Source: the annotation of a GenBank genome assembly